Molecule: messenger RNA, 1128 nt
Organism: Octodon degus (degu)
Lineage: Eukaryota; Metazoa; Chordata; Mammalia; Rodentia; Octodontidae
Gene: Dhrs7c
Product: dehydrogenase/reductase 7C
Exons: 7
Coding region: 140-1075 (311 amino acids)
Biological process (GO): regulation of release of sequestered calcium ion into cytosol by sarcoplasmic reticulum
Cellular component (GO): sarcoplasmic reticulum membrane
Molecular function (GO): all-trans-retinol dehydrogenase (NAD+) activity
Source: RefSeq, a predicted model, not a curated record
UAACCAUUAGGGCCUGAGCAAGUGGCCUUAACACAUGGAUUUCCUUCCAAAAAUGCAGGCCUAUUUUAAUUAAAUUUGUAAUUAACCUCAGGGGAGGGCAGGCCCCCUGCAUUUGGUCUGCUUUGGAGACAACAACAAGAUGGGAGUCAUGGUUGUGCUGAUGCUGCCCCUGCUGCUGCUGGGAAUCAGCGGCCUCCUCUUCAUCUAUCAGGAGGUGUCCAGGCUGUGGUCAAAGUCGGCCGUGCAGAACAAAGUGGUGGUGAUCACUGACGCCAUCUCAGGACUGGGCAAGGAGUGUGCCCGGGUGUUCCACACAGGUGGGGCAAGACUGGUGCUGUGUGGAAAGGACUGGGAGAAGCUCGAAAGUCUCUAUGACUCCUUGAUCAGUGUGGCUGACCCCAGCAAGACAUUCACCCCCAAGCUGGUCCUACUGGAUCUCUCAGACAUCAGCUGUGUCCAAGAUGUGGCGAAAGAAGUCCUGGAUUGCUACGGCUGUGUGGAUAUCCUCAUCAGCAAUGCCAGCAUGAAGGUGAAGGGGCCUGCCCAUAAGAUUUCUCUGGAGCUCGACCAAAAGAUCAUGAAUGCCAAUUACUUUGGACCCAUCACCUUGACCAAAGGCCUGCUUCCUAACAUGAUCUCCCGGAGGACGGGCCAGAUCGUGCUGGUGAACACCAUCCAUGGGAAGCUCGGGCUCCCUUUCCGGACAGCUUACGCUGCCUCCAAACAUGCUGCCCUAGGCUUCUUUGAUUGCCUGCGAGCAGAAGUGGAGGAAUACGACGUGGUCGUCAGCACCGUGAGCCCAACUUUCAUCCGGUCCUACCACACUCAUCCCGAGCAAGGAAACUGGGACACAUCCAUUUGGAAAUUCUUUUUCAGGAAGCUGGCCCCAGGAGUGCACCCGGUGGAGGUGGCCGAGGAGGUGAUGCGCACAGUGCGGCGGAAGAAGCAGGAGGUGCUCAUGGCCAACCCCAUCCCCAAGGCCGCCGUGUACAUCCGCGCCUUCUUCCCCGAGUUCUUCUUCGCCGUGGUGGCCUGUGGGGUGAAGGAGAAGCUCAGUGUCCCAGGGGAGGGCUAAUGGGAGGGCUCAGAAUGGUCUCUGCGUAAGAAUAAAGGCUCUGCCGGCCGUGG